AUGGGCCGUGGUAGAAACAAUCAGAGGAAGCAGCAACCAAGCUGCAGCCCCCGCUCUACUUCAGUGAACGAAGUUACCGAUGUUUACAGGCCCCACUUUAAGAGCAAGAUCGGCUUGGUGCUGUCAUGUCUGGGAUGUGUUGUGGGAACUGGCAACAUCUGGAGAUUCCCCAGGAUCGUAGCCAAUAACAGCCAAGACGAAGGUGGACUCGUCUUCCUCAUAGUGUGGGUUAUCUUCUUGUUGCUGUGGUCCAUCCCUAUGCUCACGGUGGAGUAUGGAACCGGAAGGUACACUCAGAAAGCUGUGAUUGGCUCCUUUCGUCAGCUGGUCGGGGACAAGGCCGCCUGGUGCGGCGCUUGGAUCUGUAUGGUCUCCUUCAUGAUUUCAUGCUACUACUCUGUUGUGCUUGGUUGGUGUUUUUACUACUUUGUCUACUGCAUAGCAAACACUCUGCCUGAUAACCCAGAGGACAGCAGGAAGAUUUUCAAAGAUUAUGCCGAGGACAGCGCUUGGCCAGUACUGACAACAGCUCUUGCGGUAGGAUUUGCCGGACUGUCAGUGGUCAAGGGAGUGAAGACCAUCGAGAAAGUAUCCAUGUGUUUGGUGCCCGUGCUGCUGCUGAUCAUCCUCUUUACGUUCACCUGGUCGAUGACAAGACCUUACGCUGACCAUGGAAUCACCUACUUGUUCACACCGAGCUGGGAAUCGUUCGGCAAGCCUAGAGUUUGGGUAGACGCCCUCAGUCAAAAUGCUUUUGACACUGGCGCAGGAGCUGGGCUAAUGGUGCCAUAUUCUUCCUUCAUGACAAGAAACCAUGGGAUCGUUCGAUACGCUACACUGAUUCCUGCAACCAAUAACCUAGUCAGCUUGGUCUGCGGGAUCACUAUUUUUGCCGCGGUGUUCUCCACACUGAUCGCCUCAAGACCGCACUACACGCAGUCUGAUAUUGUCAAUGUCAUGAAAGACAGUGGGCCUGGCAGUACUGGACUGACUUUCAUAUGGUUGCCAGUGUUAUUUCAGACUGUAGGAACAUUCGGCAGAGUUCUGGCUGCACUGUUCUUCUUGUGCCUAUCAUUCGCUGGCUUGACUUCUCUCAUUUCUAACGUUGAACUCUUCACACAAACUGUGGGCGACUUCGGACUUGGCCGUCGCUACGCAAUGCCGCUUUGUGUUACUCUCACUUUUACCAUUGGCCUGAUGUCUGCGUUGAACAUUGAUAUACUCACCAACCAG
Candidula unifasciata is the source of this 1233-nucleotide messenger RNA. Lineage: Eukaryota; Metazoa; Mollusca; Gastropoda; Stylommatophora; Geomitridae. The record is from the annotation of a GenBank genome assembly.